Messenger RNA from Parasteatoda tepidariorum (common house spider), 643 nucleotides. RefSeq names its product ribosomal protein S13 (gene RpS13). Gene Ontology annotation, molecular function: small ribosomal subunit rRNA binding; structural constituent of ribosome. The record is from RefSeq and is a predicted model, not a curated record. Gene Ontology annotation, biological process: translation. Gene Ontology annotation, cellular component: cytosolic small ribosomal subunit; ribosome; nucleolus. Lineage: Eukaryota; Metazoa; Arthropoda; Arachnida; Araneae; Theridiidae.
AAGUAAAUAAAAGAGAUUAUUAAGUACUACAACUGCAACUGCAUUAAAAAGUUGUAGUCUUAUUUCCAGUAUCCCGAAUUUGGGUUAACGUGUUGUCGUUGUUCGCGUGUAAAAAAAAUAUUAUAUAUCUUUUCAACUGAUUUUGUAAAUUUUAUUAAUCAUGGGUCGUAUGCAUGCACCUGGGAAAGGUAUCUCCCAGUCUUCUUUGCCAUACAGACGAAGCGUUCCCACUUGGUUAAAGUUAUCUUCUGAUGAUGUAACGGAGCAACUUUGCAAACUGGCAAAAAAAGGUCUAACUCCCUCCCAGAUUGGUGUUAUCUUAAGAGAUUCCCAUGGAGUAGCACAAGUGAGGUGGGUCACAGGUAAUAAGAUUCUAAGAAUUCUGAAAGCAAAAGGAUUUGCUCCUGAUCUUCCAGAAGAUCUUUAUCACUUGAUCAAAAAGGCUGUUGCGGUGAGGAAACACUUGGAAAGGAACAGGAAAGACAAGGACUCUAAAUUCCGUCUCAUUCUCAUUGAAAGUAGGAUCCACAGGCUGGCAAGGUACUUCAAAUCAAAAAGGGUUCUCCCACCCAACUGGAAAUAUGAAUCUUCAACUGCAUCUGCAAUGGUUGCCUAAAAACACGAAUAAAGAUUUGUAACCUAA